This is a messenger RNA of Pseudogymnoascus destructans, 1583 nucleotides long. RefSeq lists its product as uncharacterized. Gene Ontology annotation, cellular component: nucleus; P-body. Gene Ontology annotation, molecular function: RNA 7-methylguanosine cap binding; hydrolase activity. The record is from RefSeq and is a predicted model, not a curated record. NCBI's taxonomy places the organism in Eukaryota, Fungi, Ascomycota, Leotiomycetes, Thelebolales, Thelebolaceae. Gene Ontology annotation, biological process: deadenylation-dependent decapping of nuclear-transcribed mRNA. The transcript is spliced from 2 exons. The coding region runs from base 222 to 1223 and encodes 333 amino acids.
CUUUUAAUACUCAAUUACUUGAGAAUCAAAUGAAAAAGUAGAGUUCGGAUUCAAUUUUCGUUCCGAUAGCUACCCAUCCUCGGAUCUUGGGUUGCGUGGGACCCCCUGUUGCGUACCUUGUAUCCACCACAACUUUCUUGCUCAACCAAAAAAGACUCCCUACAACCGCACCACCUCCGACCAACACCACUCCACAGUACAACCCAUCAACCCAAGGCGCAAUGGAGACCAGUGCAGGCAUAACAACACCCGCAGCCGCCGAAUCUCUAAUCCCCAAAUUCAAACUCGAACGCGUCCUAAACCAAGACCAAGCCGGACGCCGCAUUGUCCUCCUCGGCGCCAUCUCCACGACUCCGGCCCUCCUCCUCCUCGAGCGUGCUCCAUUCUCCGCCUCCGCCGAACACCUCGCCGAACUCCCGCGCGCGCUACGCUCGUGCCGGAACCUCGGUGCGAAUGAUGUCUACUUCUGGUUUAUGGCGUGUAGCGGGGACGCGGCUGACGGUGCUGCGGCGGCUGAGAUACACGAUGAUCUGAAGAUCAACCUGAUCUACCCGUGUACGGAGAAACAUAUCAAGAAGUACAGCAGGCAGGGGACGCGAAUGGUGACGGAGACUGCGGAGACAUACAAAAAUUCAGUGAGGCCAUACAUGCAGCGACAGCGGGAGGGGGGAAGGCUGACUUGGGUAUACAAUAUCAUUGAGGGCAAGACGGAGGUGGAGGACGUGAUUUUUCGCACAGUACGUGGAGUAGAUACCGAGCGCGGCUUCCUGCUGCUACCGGACCUGAACUGGGACCGCAAGACGAUGGAGAGCCUGCAUCUACUCGCUCUGGUGGAGCGCAGGGACAUCUGGAGUCUGCGCGACCUACGGAAAAAGCAUGUGCUGUGGCUGAAGGACAUGAGGCGCAAGAUUUUACAGGCGACAGUGGGGACGCAUACGAAGCUUGAAGAGGAUCAGUUGAAGUUGUAUGUGCAUUAUCAGCCUACGUACUAUCACUUCCAUAUCCAUGUCGUGCACGUCGCUCUUGAAGCUGGCGCCACGCAAUCAGUGGGCAAGGCCAUCGGGUUCGAGAGCCUCAUCUCACAGCUAGAGAUAAUGCCGGGCGGCGAGGAAGCCGGGUUGGACAGCGUGAACCUAACAUAUGGUCUUGGGGAGUCUAGCGAGCUAUGGAUCGACGUCUUCGAGCCGCUCAAGAAUCGCGGUACAGUUUCUCUAUCUCAAUAACCAGAUCAUUCACCCCCGGACCAUUGGGGCAGUUCUUCCAAUCCCCGUCGUGCACGCAGUACACCUCGUUGUUCAGUCUCACCGUGCAGCUCGCCCUGACGCCCACAUUGAUACUCCUCUGGACGCUAUCCCUCAGCAGACCCAUGCCCAUCCCAUCGGCGCUGCCCGCGCACUCAUUCAGCUUCUGAAUGUCGACGGCGUGCUCCAGCGCGCAGCCCUUGACCAGGGCCUCAUCGGGGAUCUCCCUGUAGUCGUUAGAGAGACACAUGACGAAGCCGAGAUAGAUGCGCGGCUCCGGGUAGAGGUGGGCGGCGCACAGCUCGAGGAUGUUGCCCAUGCACUCCGGCGGGCCGUGCAUGC